AUGGACUUGUAUACUGGAUCGGGCCUACUGUAUGUCGGCUCCAAGACGAGGCCAUCCACUGCCAUAACAAACGAGACCUACAACAAGUGGUACGACGAGAUCCACGUACCUCAUAUUCUAGAGACCUCUGGUGUCCAGUCAGCAACCAGAUACAUUGCAUGCUCCUCCUCCUCCUCGUCCUCCUCCACAGGACCUGACGAGCUUAACUGGCCGUUCCUCGCCAUCUAUCCGAUUGAAGACCUGAAGUACCUUACCACGGAAGAAUUCGCCUCAAUCCCUCUGGUGGACGACCUUUUGCCUGGACCUAACCAUAGCUGUGUGGACUGCGCCGACUUUGACCAAAGACACUAUGCAAGCGUUGGCGAUUUUCAAUUAGGGGAGCUGUAUAAUGGCACCACCACCCCAAAGCUGCUAAUUGCCCAUUUCAACCCGCCGAGUGAGCUUCAUGACGCAGACUCGACCACAGUGCGCAACUGGUACUCCCAGCAGCAGACCAGCGGUGUCGACCAACGGAUCCAGUUGUUCAAACUUGUCUUCGGUCGCCGGUUUCAGGGCCACCAAUCCCGCAAGCUGCCUUCUUUUAUUGCUAUGCAUCAUGUUGCAACCGAGGCCGAUUAUAGUCAGGUAUCCAAGAGCAUUGAAGCCAUCUCCGUAGCCAUAGCCGGGUACGACUUGUGGAGGGCCUUUGGCUUGUUGCACCCGGGCUCAGAGGGGAGGACGGGGUAA
Aspergillus calidoustus is the source of this 726-nucleotide messenger RNA. The record is from the annotation of a GenBank genome assembly. Lineage: Eukaryota; Fungi; Ascomycota; Eurotiomycetes; Eurotiales; Aspergillaceae.